AUGUCAAGAGUGGCACUCAACGUGGAUAGUUAUGAAGGGAAUGACACCCUAUCCGUUGAAAUUGCUCGUUUUGUGGUUUUAUACGGUAAAGCGUCCACUCGAAAACAUAAAAUAUGGGAAGGAGAUGGAGUUCUGGUUUGUUAUGGAGAUUGUGCUGUGUUGAAGUCAGAGGAUGAGAAAGAUAUCAUUUGCAGAUCCUCUGCUGUCAAAAACCUCGAUCAACUCGACGAGGAUCGUAUCAUUAAUAUCGGCUCAUGGAGUGUUCAGAUUCAGAAGAGAAUUCCCACGACGUCUUCUGAAUCCAUGAAGACGUCAUCUGGGAUUCAGAAUCCUCCUCCUUCUGCUUUGAGACAUCUCAAUACGAGAGAUCCGAUGAGAAUUCCAGAGACGGUGACGAUGAAGAGAGCGAAUAAUGGGAUGAGUGAGGAGAACCACCUCGCACCCCGUCCCCCACCGAAAAAACGUCCAUCAUUCGUGCCUCCACUCAUCGGUUCAACGACUUCUUCCGAUGGGACGACGACUAUUUCAAUCGAAGAGAAAACGCCUCCAUUCGUGUUGAACGAAGAGGAUAUUCUCCAGAGGAAAACGACUUCAGCCAUCUGCGUCGAUUCGAGAUUCUCACGUCAUCUGAGAGACCAUCAGAAGGAUGGAAUCAAGUUUCUGUUUCAGAGAUUGAAGGGCGAGACGGGCGGCGCGAUAUUGGCUGACGAUAUGGGAUUGGGAAAGAGUAUACAGACGAUGGCUGCCACGUGGGCAUUAUUGAGAGGAUCCCGUCCCCCCGCCUCCCAAAUCGCCUCCUCAUGUCUCAUCGUCGUUCCCUCAUCACUCGUCAACAAUUGGAAAGCGGAAUUCGACAAAUGGUAUCGAAUGAUGAGAUUUCCCGCAGUGAUCGCCUUGACCGCCCGUGAUAUCUCAACGUAUCAGUCGACUGUGAAAUCGAUGCCAUAUCUGAUAAUAAGUUAUGAUAUGGCUCAACGGCAUGCAGAGAAACUGGAAAUGUGUCGAUUCGAUGUACAAACAGAUGUACGUCAGCGACUUGGCCAUCUGGAGCCUCCUGGAGCAUUCAGAGCUCCAAAUCUGGCUCCGAAACCUGAAAAAGACCCCCAGAACCCCUAA
Messenger RNA from Caenorhabditis remanei, 1116 nucleotides. RefSeq lists its product as uncharacterized. Gene Ontology annotation, molecular function: DNA translocase activity; ATP binding; ATP-dependent chromatin remodeler activity. Gene Ontology annotation, biological process: double-strand break repair via homologous recombination; reciprocal meiotic recombination. The transcript is spliced from 7 exons. The record is from RefSeq and is a predicted model, not a curated record. Lineage: Eukaryota; Metazoa; Nematoda; Chromadorea; Rhabditida; Rhabditidae. Gene Ontology annotation, cellular component: nucleus. Bases 1 to 1116 code for a protein of 371 amino acids.